AUGGCGUUCACGUUCGCGGCCUUCUGCUAUAUGCUGGCUCUGCUCCUCACCGCCGCCCUCAUCUUCUUCGCCAUCUGGCAUAUAAUUGCAUUUGAUGAAUUGAAAACCGACUACAAGAAUCCUAUAGACCAAUGUAACACGGGGGGGGGCUCUGCACGUAUCUCUCCAUGUAACUGUGUUUGUUGUUGUUUCCUGCAGCUCGUGCUCCCCGAGUAUCUCAUCCAUGCGUUCUUCUGCGUCAUGUUCCUUUGUGCUGCCGAAUGGCUGACUCUCAGUUUAAACAUGCCGCUGCUGGCGUACCACAUCUGGAGGUAUAUGAGCCGACCGGUGAUGAUGAGCGGUCCCGGCCUGUAUGAUCCCACCACCAUAAUGAACGCCGAUAUCCUGGCCUACUGUCAGAAGGAAGGAUGGUGUAAACUAGCUUUCUACCUGCUCUCCUUUUUCUACUACCUUUACGGGUAAGUCGCGUUGU
Messenger RNA from Staurois parvus, 472 nucleotides. The record is from the annotation of a GenBank genome assembly. NCBI's taxonomy places the organism in Eukaryota, Metazoa, Chordata, Amphibia, Anura, Ranidae.